Molecule: messenger RNA, 937 nt
Organism: Phaedon cochleariae (mustard beetle)
Lineage: Eukaryota; Metazoa; Arthropoda; Insecta; Coleoptera; Chrysomelidae
Source: the annotation of a GenBank genome assembly
CCUACGGCUAGGCCUAGAAUUUUGUCUACUCGUCCAAAUAAACAGGAAGUAUUAACUUUUACUUUUACGUAAACUACUUAUUUACAUAAUAGGUCAAAUAUUCUGUAGUUCAAAAGAAUUUCAAGAGUAUAAGUAGAUAAGGAUAUGUCCACACAUGCAAAGGUUUGUCGAUUUGUCGUUCAUUGAAGAAGAUUAAGAAGAUAACCUCACUUCUUGAAUCUUGAUUUUUAUUUUGUUCAGUUCUCUUGUUUACCAUUAUCAUUAUAAUUUUUCAGAUUAUUUUAGCUUCUAUUCUCAUUAAAACAAUGGUUAGCUGUGUGAGCUGUCGGGUGUCUCACGUUGCAAAGGGAAUUUCUUUUCAUCGACUACCAUCAAAUCCAGAUUUGAAGAAGACUUGGCUAGAAUUUUUCAAUAUCAUUGAAGAAAAUCUACCCAGAAGGGCACACGUAUGCUCUCAACAUUUUAAGGAAGAUGCUUUUGAUAGGACUUUCCAAAAAUCUACAUUGAAAAAAGAUUCUCUACCCACUAUCCUCAUCUCUAGGACAAUAAACAUUUCUCAGAAAGGAAGAACAAAAAAGAGGUCUGAAAAAUCAAAGAUGGUAGCUUCUUCAGAUGUCAAAACAGAAAAUGAAAUAGAAUUGUCAGAUACUAAAUUGGAAUUAUCUGAGAUCCCUACAGAUGAAAUUAAAAUAGAAAACAAGGACAACAUUCUAGAUAGAUACUAACUGUGAUACUAAUAACUAUACACUAUACCUAUUAAACAUUUAAGGUAGCUACCAUUCAAUUUCAAUAGGAAAUGAAUGGAAAAUUGUUAUUUAAUUUGUUAUAAAUUGGAUUAUAUUUUAUUCCCACUGUUUAUCAAUCUAAUGUUCCAAUAAAUAUUUUGAAAAACAUCAAAUACAUUUUCAAGCUGAAGAAAACUUUUGAAUAAAGAAAU